Molecule: messenger RNA, 1284 nt
Organism: Odontomachus brunneus
Lineage: Eukaryota; Metazoa; Arthropoda; Insecta; Hymenoptera; Formicidae
Gene: Non3
Product: ribosome production factor 2 homolog
Exons: 5
Coding region: 253-1203 (316 amino acids)
Biological process (GO): ribosomal large subunit assembly; maturation of LSU-rRNA from tricistronic rRNA transcript (SSU-rRNA, 5.8S rRNA, LSU-rRNA)
Cellular component (GO): nucleolus
Molecular function (GO): rRNA binding
Source: RefSeq, a predicted model, not a curated record
UACAGACCUGUGGAACCAUAGGCUGCGUUCCAAAAUUCACUGCCAGUACUGAAAACUUAUAGUUUAUGUUACGUAUACUAUAGAUUUUCAGUACUGGCAGUGAAUUUCGGAACGCAGCCAUAGAGAAAGAGAGAGCAAAGCGAUAUCAAGUAAAACCGGGAUACUCGCUCAAAUUUCUUUUUGCUACUAACUCUAAAUUUUCAGAAAAUAUUAGAUAUUUGUAAUCUUAACUAUCAUAUCUAUCGCUAUAUUAUGCCGGUCAUAAGUAGAAUCGUGAAGCCAACCACGCAUAAGGGCAAAAAGGCUAUAUUAAAAAGAGAACCUAAAUUAGUGGAAGAUGCUAAGGAGGCUUUGUGUCUCAAAGGUAAACAUACCUCACAGGUUGCCGUUGAUAUAAUGAAAGAUCUGUAUGAUUUGAAGAAACCCAAUGUACAGAUGAUGCAAAAGAAAAAUGACAUACUGCCAUUCGAAGAUAUCGUACCUCUUGAGAAAUUUGCAUCAAAGUACAAUGCACCUCUUUUCAUAAUGGCAUUGCACAACAAAAAACGUCCACAUAAUCUUGUGAUGGGUCGAUUGUACGAACAUACGUUACUAGAUAUGAUAGAGUUUGGAGUAGAAAAUUAUAAAGGAUUGAAGGACUUUAAGAUUGCAAAAAUUUCUUCUGGAAUAAAACCACUAUUGAUCUUCAAUGGUGAACUCUUUGAAAACAACUAUGAGUAUGGCAGAAUUAAGAACUUACUCAUUGAUAUGUUUCAACGAGAAGCAGUUGAAAAAAUCAGACUACAAGGUCUUGAACAUGUUUUAAGUUUUACAGCUGUUGAGAAUAAGAUACUUCUACGUAGUUAUAGAAUACUUUUGAAGAAAUCCGACACAAAGAUACCUCGAAUAGAACUGGAGGAAAUAGGACCGCGUGCAGACUUGCUGUGCAGGCGUAACAAGUUUGCGUCUGAAGAUUUGUUCAAGCAAGCCUGCAAGAAACCCAAAGCACUCAAGGUCAAGAAAAAGAAGAAUAUUUCCGAAGAUACACUCGGCACUACGUACGGCCGUGUACAUGUCGGCACGCAAAACAUCAAUAGCAUUCAAACAAGGAAGAUGAAGGGCUUGAAGAAGACAAUGUCAGAGAAGAAAAGUAGUCAAAAGAGAAAAGUUGAUAAUAGUAACGAGAACGUGAAGAAACUAAGAACUACAGAUUCUAUUGAUUAAUUGACAAUUUGUGACUGUUAAUUUAUACUAAAUCUCUAUGAACUGUAAAAAUUACCUUAAUACAUUUUUAUUUUAUUUUAA